Molecule: messenger RNA, 1139 nt
Organism: Dioscorea cayenensis subsp. rotundata (Guinea yam)
Lineage: Eukaryota; Viridiplantae; Streptophyta; Magnoliopsida; Dioscoreales; Dioscoreaceae
Product: peroxidase 64-like
Exons: 4
Coding region: 42-1013 (323 amino acids)
Biological process (GO): response to oxidative stress; hydrogen peroxide catabolic process
Cellular component (GO): plasmodesma; plant-type cell wall
Molecular function (GO): peroxidase activity; heme binding
Source: RefSeq, a predicted model, not a curated record
UAUAUCAAUGUACUUAGCUUCCACAUUAAAUAUUAUUCAAUAUGGUUGCAAUAAUAUUGCCUUCAUUUGCUGCAAGAUUAGUCAUUCUGUUGUUGUUCUUGUUUAAUGGUUUUCAUUUGGGGUAUGGUUUGAGCUCAGAUUACUACUCAAAGACAUGCCCUAAUUUUGAGGAAGUUGUGACAAAUGCAGUGAAGAAAGCCAUGGGCAAUGAUCAGACUGUUCCUGCAGCACUGCUCAGAAUGCACUUCCAUGACUGCUUCAUUAGGGGAUGUGAUGGGUCAGUGCUAUUGAGAUCAAGUGGGAAUAACACAGCAGAAAAAGAUGGACCCCCAAACAUAUCAUUGCAUGCAUUCUAUGUCAUUGACCAUGCAAAGUCUGCAGUUGAAAAGUUGUGUCCUGGUGUGGUUUCAUGUGCUGAUAUUUUAGCCUUAGCUGCCAGAGAUGCUGUCUCCCUUUCAGGUGGUCCCAGAUGGGAGGUUCCAAAAGGAAGGAAGGAUGGGAGGAUAUCAAAAGCAAUUGAUACAAGACAACUACCAGCCCCCACUUUCAACUUCUCCCAAUUGAAACAGAGCUUCUCACAAAGAGGCCUUUCCAUUCAAGACCUAGUUGCACUUUCAGGUGGUCACACACUGGGCUUCUCCCACUGCUCUUCAUUCCAAAACAGAAUCCACAACUUCAACACAUUGAAUGAUGUGGACCCAUCAAUGAACCCAACUUUUGCAAACAGGCUAAGAAAUGUGUGUCCACUGCACAACAAGGUCAAGAAUGCAGGCUCAACAAUGGAUUCAACUCCAACCCUUUUUGACAACACUUAUUACAAAAUGGCCCUCCAAGGCCAAAGUUUAUUUUCAUCAGACCAAGCUCUUCUCACUGAUCACAAGGCCAAAAAUCUUGUCAUUAAGUUUGCUAAUUCUCAUGAUGAGUUUUAUCAAGCAUUUGUUAAGGCUAUGAUCAAGAUGAGUAGUUUGAAUGGUGGCCAAGAAGUUAGGUUGGAUUGUAAGGUUGUUAAUUAGAUGAAUUUAUUCAUGAGGGGUUUAUGGUAAUUUAGCAUUAAGUUAAUUUUAUCUGUUUUUGUGUGAUCAUUUUCAUGUUUAUGUGGAUCAAGGAAUAAGAGAAUUUGUGAGUUUGAUUUAUUGCAA